This is a messenger RNA of Eimeria maxima, 1032 nucleotides long. RefSeq lists its product as hypothetical. The record is from RefSeq and is a predicted model, not a curated record. Lineage: Eukaryota; Apicomplexa; Conoidasida; Eucoccidiorida; Eimeriidae. The coding region runs from base 1 to 1032 and encodes 343 amino acids. The transcript is spliced from 3 exons.
AUGGCCCCCGAGUACUGCCCUGAGCCGCCAGUGGUGAGGCUCAGCAGCAGGCUGCUGCUGCUGCAGCAGCAGCUACCGCAGCAGCAGCAGCAACAGCUGCUGCAGGAGCUGUUGCAGCAACACGACGGCAGCAGAUUAGUAGAGCUAUGUGAUGGGCCUACACCAGCAGCAACAACACCAAGACAACCCGAGCAGCAGCAGCAGCAGCAGCAGCAGCAGCAGAUAUUCCGCAGCAGCAGCAGCUUACAGCUCCUUCAGUUAGUAGAAGAAGCAAAGCAACUUCUUAAGAGACUCUCCCUUAAUACAGAAGGCAGCUGCAACAGCAGCAGCAGCAGCAGCAACAGCAGCAGCAGCAGCAACAACAACAACAACAACAAUAAUGAUGGAAGCAACAGCAGCAACAGGAGCAGCAUCAGCAGCACCACUGGUCAAGAUGGCACACAGUCUCCUGCUGCAGCAGGAACAGCAGCAGCAGCACCUACUGCAGCAGGGACAGCAGCAGCAGCUGCAGCUGCAGCUGCUGCUCCGUCUAGGUCCUCUAUGAAGGUGCUGCAGCAGCAGCUGCUGCUGCAGCUGCAGCAUGAAAGUGCAGCAGCAGCAAUACGUGAUCUUAUGAGUGGGCUUCAGCAGCAAGAGCAGCAGCAGCAGCAGCAACAGCAGCAGCAGAAGCAAGAGCUUCAACAGCAGCAGCAGCAGCAAGAGCAGCUGCAGCAAAGACUCGCACAGCAGCAGUCACUCAUGAGGCAGCAAGAGUGGCUACUGAAGCAGCAAGAGGAGAGACUCAAGAGGCAGCAGCAAGAUGCUGCAGCGCAGCAGCGGCUGCUGCAGCAACUGCAGCAGCAGCUAGAGAGAAGAGAAAGAGAAGAGAAAGCUCUUUCCUUAGAUAUAGACAAGCUGAAGAGGCAGCAAAGAGAGAAGGAAGAAGGAUUGGCGCAGCGGAUGGUUGUGCUGCAGCAGCAGCUUCGGCAAGCAGCAGCAGAAGCAGCAGCAGCAAAGAGAGCAGCAGCAGCAGCAGAAAGGUACGUUGAUUAA